AAUUUAAUUUUAUUAAAAUAUUCAGUUUUUUCAUUUUCUUUAAUUAACUUAUUUAGAAGAUUUAUUUAACUUAUUUCGCCCCGGAGGGGAGAGAUGUUCUCUAUCAUUAGAUCAAAACUUUUGUCAUAUAUUUUAUAAUUUCUGAGAUAUUUUAUGUAAUACAGGUACGUCGGCAAUAGAUUUGACAAGGUGAAUGAGCACAUACAAUGUCUUCUGGUGAAAAAGAAGGCUGGAAUAAAGUGUACAUGGAAUAAAUCUGCAAUCGUUCAUCAGUCAACCAAUAAUUACAAACGAGUGUUAUGGGCUUCGAUGUAAAACGCUAAAUAUAUCAACAUAUUUGUAUAUAUUAUUAUUGUUUUGUUGCUGAUCUACGAUGAAAUAAUUAAUCAAUUAUAAAAAGUGUUUCUUGUAUAUUCUUUUUUAUAUGGUUUUUUACAUUGUGUGUUUAGUUUAUAUUGUUUAGUGAUAAAAUAUAUGUUUUAUACGGCAGGCAUCUUCAUUUAGAAUUACGUCGCAUCGCUCGCGAUUUGAAUUCAAUAUUCGAAAUACAGAUGGUUUUGAAAACAGCAUCCUAUUUUAUAUACUUGACAGUAUUUAGUUAUCAAUUGUUCUUAAUGAUAAUACAAGAUUAUAAAAAGAAAACAACGUUAUACACUUGGCUUGUCAUCUGCUCUUGGAUUUUUCCGCUUACAAUAAAUCUCUACGUUAUAAAUUAUAUCUAUGACAAUGUCGAAUAUAAGGCGAAAAAAACUUGUACAAUUAUCCAUCAACUAACGACUCCUAUUCGAUACGCUGAUAUGUGGAAAGAAAUUUAUCAGUUCGCUCUACAAGAAAUGCAUCGUCCGUUAAAAUUCACUGGGUUGGAUCUUUUCCAGUUUGGCCAUAAGUUUAUUUGGAAGGAUUUGAGCACAUGUUUGCGUAAGCUAUCCGUUGUGGAUGACACAUUACAAGUGCUCGGAACACCAAAAGAAUACAGAUUGCUAUAUAAAUGGACGAUUGGAGUAAUAAUUGGAUGGAUAAUAUUGGCUUGUUUCUUGAAUACAAUAGAUAGUAUCGUAUCAUAUUACUACACACGUGAACAUUCCGAUAUCGUUCGUAUCUGUGUUCCGUUUUUCACGAAUCAUUUGUUCCAUGUUGAUACCUAUAGUGGAUUGAUAUGGGGAACUAUCCUGGGAUACACAGGCUCCAGAUUUCAACGAAUAAACGAGCAUAUUUAUACACUAUUAAGUGAAGAUACAAAAUGCAUUAAAAGAUGGGAUAAAUUAAUACCAAUUAAUUACCAAUCAAGAGCAGAAGCCAAAGAUUGCAAGAGAUACAUAUGGAUUAUAAUGCAUAUUCACUUGCAUUUAAGCCAUAUAUCACAUCAGUUAAACAAAGUAUUCAGUAUGCAGAUGACGUUACAAAUGGCUUCUUACUUUGCGUUCUUCGUGGAUCUCUUAUGUGUAAUUUAUACAUCAUAUAUAGAUAAAAGUAAAAAUAUUGGAUCAAUUCUGGAUGGACUAUUUUCCUACAUCUGGCUUGUCGUAUGCAUCGUGAAAGUAUUUGGAUUAACUCAUAUUUGUCAAACUGUCUCGGAUAAGGCGCAGGAGACAAUAACAAUUCUUUAUAAAUUAUCCAACGAUAAUCCCGAUGAAGAUUUACGUGAGCAGGUUUUACAAUUUAUAUUACAAAUAAAGCAACGAGAAAUAAAAUUUUCUGGCCUGGGGCUUUUCUAUUUCGAUUAUGGUUUUAUUCGUCACGUACGUUCUCUACAUUUAUUCUGCAAAUCAAUUGUGACCAUUUUGAUAAUUAUAAUACAGAUGCAUGUGUCUUAUGAUGACAUAAGUCAGCCAGUGAAUGACGAAGAUUAUAUAGUUAUAUGAAAUUAAAUCUGUGAAAGCACUCGCAUAUAUAUGAUACACCUACAGUUUCUGAAAAUAUGUAUAUAUUUCUUCUGUUUUAUAUAAUAAAUAAUAAUAUGUAAAU
Ooceraea biroi (clonal raider ant) is the source of this 1965-nucleotide messenger RNA. RefSeq lists its product as uncharacterized. The record is from RefSeq and is a predicted model, not a curated record. Gene Ontology annotation, biological process: male courtship behavior; sensory perception of taste; chemosensory behavior. NCBI's taxonomy places the organism in Eukaryota, Metazoa, Arthropoda, Insecta, Hymenoptera, Formicidae. Gene Ontology annotation, cellular component: neuronal cell body; dendrite; axon.